Messenger RNA from Wyeomyia smithii (pitcher-plant mosquito), 1230 nucleotides. RefSeq names its product replication factor C subunit 3 (gene RfC38). The transcript has 2 exons. The record is from RefSeq and is a predicted model, not a curated record. NCBI's taxonomy places the organism in Eukaryota, Metazoa, Arthropoda, Insecta, Diptera, Culicidae. Bases 106 to 1182 code for a protein of 358 amino acids. Gene Ontology annotation, cellular component: nucleus; DNA replication factor C complex. Gene Ontology annotation, molecular function: DNA binding; DNA clamp loader activity. Gene Ontology annotation, biological process: DNA repair; DNA-templated DNA replication.
GUUUGACUGUCGUGUAAACACGGUAAACACCUAAACACAAUAAUCGGAGUGCAACGUUUCUAAUUAAAAUUUCGCUUCAUUUUAAUUGCGAAGAAGCAUCUAAAAAUGUCUCUUUGGGUUGAUCGUUAUCGACCGCGCGAGUUGAACAAGCUGGAUUACCACAAAACGCAAGCCGGUCAGCUAAUCAAUCUUUGCUCUCAGGGUGAUUUUCCCCACUUGAUGUUUUACGGUCCUUCCGGUGCCGGUAAGAAAACUCGGAUUAUGUGUCUGCUGCGGGAACUGUACGGUACCGGUGUCGAGCGGUUGCGAAAUGAGGUCAUGAAUUUUACGACGCCAUCGAAUCGAAAGGUGGAAAUUAUGACAGUCAGCAGUAACUACCACAUCGAGGUAAACCCAUCGGAUGCCGGAAUUUACGAUCGUGUGGUCAUUACCGAUAUGAUCAAGCAGAUUGCGCAAACUCAGCAGAUAGACCCUAGCGGUCAGCGCGAGUUCAAAACCAUUGUCCUAUCGGAAGUAGACGAACUGACGAAGGAUGCCCAGCAUGCAUUGCGAAGAACCAUGGAAAAGUAUGUGGCCACAUGUCGGCUGGUUUUAACUGUGAACUCAACGUCUCGGGUUAUUCCGGCUGUUAAAAGUCGUUGCCUGGGUAUCCGUGUGUCAGCCCCGACUAACGAACAAAUCAUUGGCAUACUUAAUAACAUUUGUAAAAAAGAAAACCUUCACAUUCCUUCGGAACUGGCUGCCAAGAUAGCUGAGAAAUCGGACCGCAAUCUCCGGCGCGCAAUCCUUAUGCUGGAAGCUUGCAAAGUACAGCAGUAUCCGUUCACUGUGAACCAGGAUGUGCCGGAAAUCGACUGGCAAGUGUUUCUGAAGGAAACGGCCAAUCAAAUCGUCCAGGAGCAAAGUCCGCAAAAGUUGGAAACCGUACGGGAACGUUUGUACGAGCUGCUUUCGCAGGGUGUCCCUGCGGAUAUUAUUUUCCGCGGCUUGGUUCAGAAUCUGGUGAAAAAUUGCGACAUGAGUAUAAAGACGCAAACGCUGAAAUACGCCGGAUUGUACGAGCAUCGGAUGCAGCAGGGAAGCAAACAUAUUUUCCACCUGGAAGCUUUCGUUGCACAGUUUAUGGCCCUGUACAAACGAUUCCUGAAUCAAGCUGCCGUGAUGGAUAUGGACGACUUUUGAAAUGUUACGCUGUCUAAUUGGUUAGUAUAAAUAAGUUUCGUAUAAAAA